This is a messenger RNA of Cydia amplana, 1045 nucleotides long. RefSeq names its product zwei Ig domain protein zig-8-like. The record is from RefSeq and is a predicted model, not a curated record. Bases 166 to 1008 code for a protein of 280 amino acids. The transcript is spliced from 7 exons. Lineage: Eukaryota; Metazoa; Arthropoda; Insecta; Lepidoptera; Tortricidae. Gene Ontology annotation, biological process: synapse organization. Gene Ontology annotation, cellular component: neuron projection membrane.
UUUAAACUGGACUCUAUCGCCACGUAAUAAAAUACGUUAUCGUUUGUCGCAGAGUCUCAAGUACGUCCGGUUGUAUUUUCAGUUUUAAUGUGUAAGUAUUAAGGUUGGCUUUUGUUUGCAGAUGGAGCUUGAGAGUGAGAUUAUGCGACGGCACGCGAACUAGAGAUGGCGCUGCUGUGUGGAGCCCUGGUGCUGGCUCUAGUGGGGUGUACAGGAUGCACGGACAACAUGAACGGCGUGAACACGGACAGCGUGCAAGAGCUGGACUACACGGACGUGGACCUGGGUCUGGCGCAGCGAGAACCACAUUUCGACGUGGCGUAUUCCAAGAACGUCACGGCACUGGUCGGGAAGACAGCGCAGCUUAACUGCAGAGUGCAUGAUCUUGGCAACAGAACUGUUUCAUGGAUCCGACACCGCGACAUCCACCUCCUGACGUCCGGACGGAUGACGUACACCUCGGACCAGAGGUUCCUCAGCGUCCACAAUCCUCACACAGAAGACUGGAUAUUGAAAAUAAGGUUCCCGCAGCGGCGAGAUUCGGGCAUCUAUGAGUGCCAAGUCGGCACUACCCCGCCCAUUGGUCACCGGAUGUAUCUUUCCGUCGUUGAACCGCUGACGACGAUUCUGGGAGGUCCGGACCUGUUCAUCAACAUGGGUAGCACCAUCAACCUGACGUGUGUGGUGCAGCACUCCCCUGAGCCUCCUCCGGCUAUUAGAUGGACACAUAAUGAAGAGGAAAUCAACUACGACUCCCCCCGCGGCGGGGUGUCGGUCAUCACAGAAAAGGGGGAGACGACCACGUCCCACCUUCUGGUGCAGCGGGCACGAGUGCCCGACACUGGGCGAUACACGUGCGCACCGGCCAACGCCAAUCCGAAAUCCGUGCAAGUGCACGUCCUUAGUGGAGAACACCCAGCAGCAAUGCAGCACGGGGGGCAGCUGCGCCUGCAGUACCCGCUCUCGGCGGCGCUGCUCAGCCUCAUCGUCACACUUAUGGGCUGCUAGCUGGACGUAUAAUGGCCUUGCUGAUCAUGCUUUUACU